Molecule: messenger RNA, 5460 nt
Organism: Closterium sp. Yama58-4
Lineage: Eukaryota; Viridiplantae; Streptophyta; Zygnematophyceae; Desmidiales; Closteriaceae
Source: the annotation of a GenBank genome assembly
AUGGCCAGUCCUACUGUGCUUACCUUUGACGCUGAGGGUCGUCCUAUUAAGUUCGAUGUUUGGCUCGAUGACCUUCACCUCUACCUUCAGAUCACCGCCAAGGACGAUAUUUCUCUUUAUGACCACACGUCCGGUGCCGCUCCCGCUCCUGCUGCCGAUGCUGAUAGCACCUUGCGCUCGCAGUGGCAGACCCGUGACGCUCACGCUCGCCUAGCCGUUCGCAGCCACCUGCCGUUAGAUGAGCGCGAGCAUUUUGGCCAGCAUAAGACCGCCAAGGAACUGUACGACGCCGUAGUCGCGCGCUACUCCUCCCCUGCCACUGCUACUAUAGGCCGUCUCUCACUGCCCUACCUCUUUCCCGACCUGUCCGCCUUUGCCACUGUCGCUGACCUCAUCACCCACCUCCGUACCAGUGACCUCCACUACCGUGCCGCACUCCCCCCCGAUUUCCUCGCCAAGAACCCCCCCCCCGAUUUUCUCGCUCUCUCCCCCACUGACCUCACUGUCGACCUCCUCGAGAAGGAACUCCUAGCAGCUGAGAAGAGUAUUGUAGCUGUAGGUGCCUCUCGUGGUGACCCCCGCACCCCCUUCUUUGACGGGUGCUCCCCCUCCCCCCUCCUCCCCUCCAUUGCAUCUGCUGCUGCUGUCGACUACCUCGGUGCUGAGGGAGUCGGGAAUGCGUCUGCUCCCGGUGGGAGGCGCAAGAGCGGCAAGGGCAAGGGGGGCAGGGGUGGUGGAGGUGGAGGUGGGGGCGGCGGCGGUGGAGGGGGUGGGGGGGGCGGGGGUGGUGGCGGCAGUGGGAGUGGCGCGGGUGGUGGGGGGGUCGGUGGCGGCGCAGGGGGUGGUGGCGGCGGCGGCGGUGGUGGGGGUGGGGGUGGUGGAGGAGGUGGUGGCAGUAGUGGCGGUGGUGGAGCGGGUGGCGGGCGCGGUGGAGCGGUGCAGCGUGGGGGGUUCGGAGGUGGCCAGAGGCAGCCGCAGCAGCGUCCUGGCGAGACUCCCUCGCCCCAGCAGCUUCGUGAGUGGUACUCUCAGCGUGGGGGGUCUGGGGGUGGGGGCAUUUGCUCGUACGUCAUCCGCACAGGUGAUCGCGCUGGCCAGACUUGUGGGAGGUUCCACCCGACACAGCGCUGCUUCUCUCGCCUCGAUGACGCCUGGCGCGAGCAGUUCCCUGACGCCUCUGAGCUGCCUCGGUUGGCUGAUCUGCUUAGGAAGGGAAUUGAUAUCUUUGCUCUUGAUUAUGAUGCUAUCCUUGCUGCCAUGUAUGCAUUGACUAUUAGUGCUGAGGGUGACUGUUACCUGAGUGUGCCGCCUGACCCAGGUAUUGGUACUGGUAUGGCUGCUGCGCUAGGUGCUAGUGCGUCUGCGUCUGCUGGUACUGAGUCUGCUACAGCACUGCACACCUUCACCCUGGACUCAGGUGCUUCCCGCUGUUUCUUUCGUGACCGCACAGUCCUUGAGCCACUCGCUCGGCCUGUUGCUGUCUCCCUUGCUGACCCCUCUGGGGGCCCGGUCCUUGCGACCUCCUCCACUGUCCUCCCUUGUCCUGCGGCCCCGUCUGGCACUUUGUCGGGUCUUUACCUCCCCUCGUUCUCUACAAACUUGGUGGCGGGCUCUGCUCUCCAGGACGGGGGUGUUCACCAGUUCACCCCUGCCUAUGAGCGAGUGACCCACUGUACGUGUGCUCGGACGGGUCGCCACCUGGCUACCUUCACUCGGCAGCCGGGGUCGGACCUGUACAUACUGACCACUGAGUCCCCUCAGGUAGCUGCGUCUGCGUCUGCGUCAGGUCAGCUGUCGGCUCCCUGCUCGUGUCGCUCCCUGUCGCACCAGACCGUCCUCUGGCACCACCGCCUUGGUCACCCCUCCGUGCAGCGCCUUCGUGGCAUGCACUCCCGUUACCUUGUCUCUGGUCUUCCCAGAGUUCUCCCUCCCCUCCCACCCUCGCCUGCUCCUCCCUGUCUUCCCUGUGUCGAGGGGCGGCAGCGCGCCACCCCUCACUCCUCCUCGUUCCCUCCCACAGAGGCUCCCCUGCAGACUCUCCACCUAGACGUGUGGGGCCCAGCCCGCGUCCGGGGACAGGGCCACGAGCGGUACUUCCUGCUGGUUGUCGACGACUACUCGCGCUACACCACGGUCUUCCCCUUGCGCACCAAGGGUGAGGUCCCUGAUGUUUUGAUCCCUUGGAUCCGCGCUGCUCGUCUCCAGCUCCGCCAGCGGUUCCAGUCGGACUUUCCCGUCCUGCGUCUGCACUCUGACAGGGGUGGUGAGUUUUCCUCCGCCCUCCUGGCUGCCUACUGUGCGGAGCACGGCAUCCGCCAGACUUUCACUCUUUCGGACUCCCCACAGCAGAAUGGGGUUGCUGAGCGUCGCAUUGGUUUAGUCAUGGAGGUCGCUCGUACCUCCAUGAUCCAUGCGGCUGCCCCCCAUUUCCUGUGGCCGUUUGCAGUGCGGCUGGCAGUUUUACCACCCCACCUCGCGCCGGGUCUUCGCCUCUCAGGACGUCCCCCUCCGCUAGACCCCCUUCCCCCUCAGGGUCCUGCUCCUUCAGGUGUCUCUGUGGUAGACCCUCCUCCCGUCGCUGAGCCUGUCGAGGUCACAGGUGACUCGGGUGCUGCUGUAGGUGGUACUGCUGGGGGUGCUGAGCCUGGGGGUGCUGCCACUGGGGGUGCUGAGCCUGCGGGUGCGGAGCCUGGCGGUGCUGAGCCUGGGGGUGCUGACACUGGGGGUGCUGAGCCUGCGGGUGCGGAGCCUGGGGGUGCUGAGCCUGGGAGUGCUGAGCCUGGGGGUGCGGAGCCUGGGGGUGCUGAGCCUGAGGGUGCUGGGCCUGGGGGCGCUGAGCAUGGGUUUGCUGAGCCUGGGGGUGCUGAGCCUGGAGGUUCUGGCGCUGCUGGUGCUACCACUGGAGCUGGAGGUCCUGGAGCUGCUACGGACACUGGCGCUGCGGGUUCUGAGUCUGCUGUUGCGCGGUCUCCUUGGAGUAGCCGCCUUCCUGGUCCCGGAGGUGCUCGUACCGCUGGUACUCGAGCUGCUGGGGCUGGUGGUGUUGUGCUUGAGGGUCCUCCUGGGGACGUUGCGACUGGGGGUGCUGGUUCGGGAGGCGAUGCGCCUGGUGGAGACGGUCCUGGAGGAGUUGCUGCUGGGGGUGGUGGAGCUACUGGAGGUGCGGGAGCUGCUGUGGGUGCUGGAGCUGCUGGUGCUGGUGACACUACACAGACGCGCCUGUUCUUUGCUCCGCCGUCUUCAUCGACUCUGCCACCUCCUGACUCUGUCCUUCACCAGGUUCUUAGUCUUCCGUCUUCUACCGGUCUUCCCCUCCUGCCUGACUCACCGCUUCCUGCUCCUUCUCCUUACACUGAGCAGUCAGGAGGUCUUACUGAGCGUCGUGAGCCUGCGUCGCGUCCUGUCUCGCCAGUUCGCUCUGGACGCACCGUUCGUCGUGGUCCGCGUUCGCGGUCGCCGUCUGUCCCCCGCACGCACCUUGUCAUUCGUCGUUCUUCCUCUGUUCCACAGUCUGUUCCUCUGCCGUCCCCUCCUGAGUCGUCUUUGCCUCACGUUCCGGACCCUGAGUCUGACCGGUUUCGUGCUGAGCACCCCACUGUCACGCGUCUGUUAGCCACUGUUGUCACUGACCCCUCGUUUGAGUCUUCUGCUGCGUCUGCCUUGGUCGCUGAGCUAGUUGACUUCGCUGCUGCCUGUCGUCUAGACUACGCUGCUAGCCUUGUUGCUGAGUCUGAGUCUGUCUGUCCUCCGUCCGUCGGGGGUGAGUGUGCUCUUGGCACGGACGUCCUUGAGGACAGGCACGAGGACCUUGAGUGUCUUGCAGCCGCUGCGCCUCAUCUCGUGGCCAUGCUGCUUGCCCCUGAGGGAGACCCGGAUGCUAUAGACAUCCCUACCCCGCGAUCUUACGCUGAGGCGAUCGCGGGUCCCUACUCCUCUCAGUGGCAGGCAGCCAUGGACGCAGAGAUGGCAUCCUGGAAGUCCACAGGCACUUACGUCGACGACGUUCCCCCUCCUGGGACGAACAUCGUCAGUGGCAUGUGGAUUUUCAGGGUGAAGCAGCCGCCAGGUUCUCCGCCUGUCUUCAAGGCUCGUUACGUUGCUCGAGGCUUUAGUCAGCGAGAGGGAGUUGACUUCUUUCAGACCUUCUCCCCCACCCCGAAGAUGACCACUCUUCGGGUACUGCUGCACGUUGCCGCUCACCGUGACUACGAGCUUCACUCUCUUGACUUCAGCACAGCUUUCUUGCAGGGCAGUCUGCACGAGGAGAUCUGGCUGCGCCGCCCUCCUGGCUUCACUGGGUCGUUUCCUCCUGGUACCCAGUGGAGCCUCCGCCGGCCAGUCUACGGUCUCCGCCAGGCGCCACGUGAGUGGCACGACACACUGAGGACUACACUUGCGGCUCUUGGGUUCGCGCCGUCUACUGCUGACCCGUCGCUGUUUCUGCGCACCGACACUUCGCUGCCGCCGUUCUACAUCCUCGUGUACGUCGACGACUUGGUCUUUGCCACUGCUGACAGUGAGGCUCUCGCCCACGUGAAGUCCGAACUGCAGAAGAGACACACGUGCACAGACCUGGGUGAACUGCGCAGCUACCUUGGCUUGCAGAUCACCCGGGACAGAGCACGCCGCACCAUCACACUGACUCAGUCACACAUGGUGCAGCAGGUCCUUCAGCGCUUCGGCUUCACCUGGUCCUCACCACAGGCCACUCCUCUGGCCAUAGGUCACUCGCUCUCAGCUCUGCCUUCGGAUGAGUCCGUAGAGCCGAGUGGUCCUUACCCAGAGCUAGUUGGUUGCCUCAUGUACCUGAUGACUUGCACUCGUCCUGACUUAGCGUACCCUCUUGGCCUUCUGGCCCGCUACGUGGCUCCUGGUAGGCACCGAAAGGUGCACUGGGAUGCUGCGAAGAGGGUAUUGCGCUACAUGUGCAGUACAUCGGGCAUGGGGCUCGUGCUUGGAGGAGGGAGCCCAGUUGUUCUCACUGGGCACUCAGACGCUUCUUGGGUGGACGACCAGGCUACUCAGCGAUCGUCACAGGGUUACACCUUCAGUCUUGGCUCUGGCUCUGUUUCUUGGCGUUCUACACGUUCGUCUUCAGUUCUCAGCUCCAGUUGUGAGGCUGAGAUCUACGCCACAGCCAUGGCUGCUCAGGAGUUACGCUGGCUCACCUACCUGCUGACCGACCUGGGAGAGCGGCCUCGUUCUCCUCCAGUGCUGUACGUUGACAACAAGGCUGCCAUUACCUUGUGUGAGGAGCACAGACUGGAGCACAGAACGAAGCACAUCGCUCUGCGGUACUUUCUGGCUCGAGAGUUGCAGCAGCGUGGUCAGCUUCGUCUGCGUUACGUGGCCACUCAGGCCAACACUGCUGAUAUAUUCACCAAGGCACUCCCGCCUAGUGAUCAUCAGCGCUUCUGCACUUUGUUGGGGCUUGUGCCCACUUUUCCUCACUUGCUGUAG